Saccoglossus kowalevskii is the source of this 327-nucleotide messenger RNA. RefSeq names its product mesocentin-like. The record is from RefSeq and is a predicted model, not a curated record. Lineage: Eukaryota; Metazoa; Hemichordata; Enteropneusta; Harrimaniidae.
AUGCCAACUGAUGGGGACAGUAUGCCAACUGAUGAGAACAGUAUGCCAACUGAUGGGGACAGUAUUCCAACUGAUGGGGGCAAUAUGCCAACUGAUGGGGGCAAUAUGCCAACUGAUGGGGACAGUAUGCCAACUGAUGGGAACAGUAUGCCAACUGAUGGGAACAGUAUGCCAACUGAUGGGGGCAAUAUGCCAACUGAUGGGGACAGUAUGCCAACUGAUGGGAACAGUAUGCCAACUGAUGGGAACAGUAUGCCAACUGAUGGGGGCAAUAUGCCAACUGAUGGGAACAGUAUGCCAACUGAUGGGGGACAGUAUGCCAACUGA